Molecule: messenger RNA, 4389 nt
Organism: Sarcophilus harrisii (Tasmanian devil)
Lineage: Eukaryota; Metazoa; Chordata; Mammalia; Dasyuromorphia; Dasyuridae
Gene: EXOC3
Product: exocyst complex component 3
Exons: 14
Coding region: 378-2618 (746 amino acids)
Biological process (GO): exocyst localization; exocytosis
Cellular component (GO): exocyst
Molecular function (GO): SNARE binding
Source: RefSeq, a predicted model, not a curated record
GUCUAGGUGGUGAUCCCGGAAGCGGACGUCUUCGGCGAUCGGGGAGGGGGAUUGGGAUUCCCCCGUCUCCCGGGUUCGUGAGUGCUGCAGUUUGGCCUGGCUGUGAGCGUGUGCCUGGGCGCUGUCCUCGGAGCCUCUCGGGAGGUGGGCCUUGGGUGUCUGGUGCCUCCCGGCAGGCCGCGAAGUCCCGCCCCGAAGCAGGCUACCUUGGGGCUUCAGCUGUGCUAGCUUGUCUGCCCUGUGUGUGUGGCAAUUGAUGGGGAUAAUUUCCUUCUCCAGAGGAAUUACUUCCCUAUAUGAUGGCAGUAAAGUGGCAUUUAAAUGAUGGUGGCAUGACGAUGCUUUUCUAAUGAUGGUGGCAUGACGAUACUUUUCUAAUGAUGGAGGAAACUGAUCGGGAAGCAGUAGCAACAGCUGUUCAAAGAGUAGCUGGAAUGCUUCAAAGACCUGACCAACUAGAUAAAGUGGAACAGUAUCGUAGAAGGGAGGCUCGUAAAAAAGCCUCAGUGGAGGCUAGACUGAAGGCUGCAAUCCAGUCACAAUUAGAUGGUGUUCGGACUGGUUUGAGCCAGCUUCAUAAUGCAUUAAAUGAUGUAAAAGAUAUACAGCAAUCUCUAGCAGAUGUCAGUAAAGACUGGAGACAGAGCAUCAACACUAUUGAAAAUCUUAAGGAUGUGAAAGAUGCAGUAGUACAGCAUAGCCAGCUGGCUGCUGCUGUAGAAAAUCUCAAAAAUAUUUUUUCUGUACCAGAGAUUGUCAGAGAAACUCAAGACUUAAUUGAACAAGGAGAAUUUUUGCAAGCCCAUCGAAAGUUGAUGGACCUUGAAUGUUCUCGUGAUGGCUUGAUGUAUGAGCAGUACCGAAUGGAUAGCAAGAAUACUCAUGACAUGACUCUCAUCAAACUUUAUUUUGGGGACAUGGAGAAACUUUCUGAGGAGUUAGGCAAGCAGCUUUGGAUGGUUUUGCAAAGGUCCUUAGUUACUGUUCGCCGAGAUCCUACCUUGCUUGUUUCAGUUGUAAGGAUAAUUGAAAGAGAAGAAAAAAUUGAUAGGCGUAUGCUUGAUCGGAAAAAGCAAACUGGAUUCAUUCCCAGUGGGAGACCCAAAAAGUGGAAAGAAAAAAUGUUUAACAUAUUGGACAGAACUGUGACAACUAGAAUUGAGGGUACCCAAGCAGAUACCAGAGAAUCUGAUAAAAUGUGGCUUGUUCGUCACUUGGAAAUUAUACGGAAAUAUGUUCUUGAUGAUUUACUAGUUGCAAAAAACUUAAUGGUUCAGUGUUUUCCUCCUCAUUAUGAUAUUUUCAAAAAACUUUUAACUAUGUACCAUCAGGCUUUGUCCACGCGCAUGCAGGAGCUUGCUUCAGAAGACUUAGAAGCAAAUGAAAUUGUUAGCCUCUUAACCUGGGUUUUGAAUACUUAUACAAGUGCAGAAAUGAUGGGAAAUUUGGAACUGGCCCCAGAAGUGGAUAUAAAUACCUUGCAGCCCUUAAUUUCACAAAAUGUGGUUUCUGACCUGCUCGACACAUAUAUGUCAACGCUUACAUCAAACAUUAUUGCCUGGUUACGAAAAGCACUAGAGACUGAUAAGAAAGACUGGAUUAAAGAAACUGAACCUGAAGCUGAUCAAGAUGGUUUCUAUCAGACUACACUCCCUGCUAUUGUUUUCCAGAUGUUUGAACAGAAUCUUCAAGUUGCUGCACAGAUAAGCGAAGAUUUGAAAACCAAAGUGCUACUUUUAUGUCUUCAGCAAAUGAAUUCUUUCUUGAGUAGAUAUAAAGAUGAGGCACAAUUAUAUAAAGAAGAGCACCUAAGAAAUCGGCAACAUCCACACUGCUAUGUUCAAUAUAUGAUUGCAGUCAUCAACAAUUGCCAGACCUUUAAAGAGUCAAUAGUCAGCUUAAAAAGGAAGUAUUUGAAAAAUGAAACAGAUGAGGGAGUCUCAGUGUGCCAACCUAGCAUGGAUCUGAUGUUAGAUACCAUUGCAAAGGAUGGUUGUAGUAGCCUGCUAGAUGAAGUCUUCCUGGAUCUGGAGCCACAUCUCAGUGACUUGCUGACAAAGAAAUGGUUGAUGGGAUCAAAUGCUGUGGAUACAAUUUGUGUUACUGUGGAAGAUUAUUUUAAUGACUUUGCUAAAAUUAAAAAGCCCUAUAAGAAGAAAAUGACAUUUGAAGCUCACCGAAGGGUGGUAGUAGAGUACAUCAGAGCCAUCAUGCAGAAGCGAAUCUCUUUCAAGAAUGCUGAGGAACGCAAAGAGGGUGGAGAAAGGAUGAUCAAAGAAGCAGAGCAAUUCAGAUUCUUGUUUAGAAAACUUGCUUCUGGAUUUGGAGAGGAUUCAUAUGGACACUGUGAUUGCAUUGUAGCCCUUGCGGAAGUUAUUAAGCUGACUGAUCCUUCGCUACUUUAUCUUGAAAUUUCCACUCUAGUCAGUAAAUAUCCAGAUAUCAGAGAUGAUCACAUUGUAGCUUUGCUGACAGUGAGAGGAGAUACUAGCAGAGAGAUGAAACAAACUAUUAUUGAAACUCUGGAACAAGGUCCAACUCAAAUAAAUCCAAAUUAUGUGCCAAUUUUUAAAGACAUUAUCGUUCCUUCACUGAAUGUGACUAAACUUCUUAAGUAACUAACCAGGCAGCCUCUAGUUUCUGUAUAAUUUUUUUCUUGCGGUUCACCAUCAGCAUCUUUAGAAAUGAUUAAGUUAAGUGUGACUCAUACUAAUUCAGACAUAAUUUUGUAAAUGCUUGCUCUAGGGCUGACAAGGAUUGUUUUAGGCUUAUCUGACCCCAAAGAGUAUUGCUAGUUUGGCCAUUUGAAGAAUGAGGCAUUCUGAUGGCCAGUGUGCAUUGUAUCAAACUAGCAACAAUUGUAUUUGCUCAAAUCCACUUUGGUGAUGAAUGUACUUUGUAAAGUUGUUCAAAAUUCAGAAAUGUUUAUCAGGUGUCUUUAGUGUCUAAUAAAAUGAUUUUAAAAGGUUUUCAGAAGUAAUGAAAUGUAUAGAUUCUGAAUUCGUUAAUUUUCACUACUUAUAAAGCACUUCUGUUUAAUUAAAAGUUUGAUGAACACCCUGUUUUGUACAUGUGCUUCUUGAUUAAACAUUUUCAAAUACUUGCUGUGGCCUUGUUUAAAAAAACCCUACAAAACCUUCUCAGUUGAAAAAUGAAUGUGAUGAUACUUUAUUGUGAUAUCUUCAUAAGGCUUUUAGACACUCAUCAUAAAGUAAUAUUCUCUCCUCUAAUUUAUUACUGUACCAAAUACAGCUAGUUUUAAUUCAUUUUUAUGUAGCUUCUCAAUCUUAUUUCUCUUUGAAAAAUUCACAUCAGGAUAUAUGAGUGGAAACACCAGUAGUUAAUCAUUUUAAGCUAGAGUGAGUUAAGUUACGAUUAUUUACUAAAAACUGAUUUUUCUUACUCCAGACUAACUUUCUUUCUUGGCUUCAAUUUUUUUUAUUUAUUUAUUUAAUAGCCUUUUAUUUACAGGUUAUAUAUAUGGGUAACUUUACAGCAUUAACAAUUUUGGCUUCAUUUUCGUUGGUGAAAUUUCUACAAAAAAUAGUGAUAGGGAAAAUCAGCCAAGAUGACAGUAAGAGAAACUAAUAUGAUCUAGUUUCCCUAAUAAUUAUUGCAAUACUAAUUCAAGAAGAGCCUUGAACUGAGCAGUGUUUGGGAAAUGUAAAGAGAAGCCAUAGUGGGUCAUUUUUCUAGCCCAAUAUCAUAAAUUUGACCUAUAGGUCAAGUGACAGGACAAGAACUGUGGAAUGAGUGUGGACUGAAAACUUAGACCCAACUUCUCAGCCAGUAGUUCCUGGCAUUUCCCAGAAGGGCUGAGAACUUGGGUUCAGCACCCAGAUAUCAUCAAGCAUGGAUUAUCUGGAUCUCAUUCUUACACCCUGGAACUCUUAGGCCAGCAACACCAGAUUGCCCAGAGAAUAUUCCUGGAAAAAUGACUGAAUGACAACCAAAAUAAAGAGCUGGUCCAAGAAUGCCCAAGACUUGGAAGAGAACAAGUCCAAAACCCAAUGAAAGCCUCAAAAGCAGUUUGCCCAUGAGAUCAGUGAGAAUUCCUAGAAAAAAUGGUGCAAGAGUUAAGUAAAAUGAAAUCAUACUGGAAGAAAGAACUGAAGAAAGAUAAAUAUGGAAGAGAAACUUGGAAAGAAUCAACAAGUUCACUAAAAAUUAAAAUAUACCAAACAAAUUAAUGACUUCAUGAGAUGAGAUAUUAAAGCAGCAAAAAACUGAAGAAUAGAAGAAAAUGUAAGAUGUUAAAAAAAAAAUCAACAGACUAGGAAAACAUCAAGGAGAUAAAAUUUGAAAAUUAUUGGACUACUUGAGAGCUGAUAUCCCCCAAACAUCAUUUUUCAAGAUAGUAUAAAACUGUCCAGAUCUCUUGGAACAAAA